Molecule: messenger RNA, 5011 nt
Organism: Triticum dicoccoides
Lineage: Eukaryota; Viridiplantae; Streptophyta; Magnoliopsida; Poales; Poaceae
Exons: 5
Coding region: 2620-4794 (724 amino acids)
Biological process (GO): DNA transposition
Molecular function (GO): zinc ion binding; transposase activity; DNA binding
Source: RefSeq, a predicted model, not a curated record
GUGAUCCAAUAUGAUGUUUGUUCAAUGCAUAACAUAAUUUGUCUAUGUGCAAUGCCCCAUGCUAUAUCCAAUUUUUCUUUCUAUGCUUGCACAUGUCUGAAGUCCAGACCCAGAGUGCUGCUUAUGUUGGCUAUGCAUGCAUGUAAUGCGUGCUGUACAGCUAUUUAAGUAGAGGGUUCACUGUAUACUUUGCACAUGCCAUUUCCAACCUCUUUGGAAGCAUAUAUGUCAACCUGCUACUAAUCCAAACAUUUUAUAUACUUAUUAUAUUACUAUAUUUAUUUAUUUAUUUAUUAUUUUGGAACAAUUUCUGGGUAUACGAGGACGUACCAAGUCAGACAGAACUAAUUUGUGAACCCAAGUUAGUUGCACAACCAGACCUGAUUUCUAAUAGACUUCAAGGCUUUAAUAGACACUGAAACAUUUUUCCUCUAAUCAGUGUAGAAGUAUUUGCUCUUGCCGCAAAAAAGGUUGCAUUGCCCUAGAUUAUAUGUGAAAAUUUAGUUAGCUUAUUUGUAUAUCAAUUGUCAUGAAUUAAGCUAUGUAAUAAUCUGAAAAGAAAAUGCAUAGAGACAAGUACAAAGUAAUGUGGAUUCAAACUGCGCUGGUUAUGUAUUAAGAUUAUUACAUCACCAAGAUUGCAUGUAGUAAUUUGAGAUUCAAUUAGUAGUUUGGCCAUUUAGUGUUUCCUAUUAUUAUGUGGGGUAGUAAUUUUCACAUAUGCUUAUACUAUAAUCUCUACACAUUUUAAAAUCCUAUAUUAUAUAUAUGUUUUACUGCUACAUUUUCUCUUCUUUUUUGAAUUCUAAAUUCUGAUCGAACCCAAAUGAAAACCAUUGACAUGAUUAAAAAUAGUGAAUAUUGUGGUUUCCCUUCCGUGGCUAUUAUUUUCUGUUCAGUUCUCAUUGUUUAAUUCUACAACCGAAUGUUUUCACUAUGAAUUCUUCAAUUCCUAUUUCUCAGUUCUUACACUACUGUUGUGUGGUAUUACGUGACAAGAAGUUGCACAUAUUGUAGCAAACACAAACACCAGCGCAUGGGAAUGCACGGGUUCACGACUAAGCUAGGUUUUGGACAGUGUUACGUCCUUCCUAAAUCAUUUUCUCUUCUAAGCGCAUACAGGUAGGAGGUGAAAAUAUCUUCCAAUUUAUCACCGAAUCUCUUUUCUUGCUUAUAGUCCCUCUGUUCCUAUAUAUAAGUCUUAGAGAUUACACUAUAGACUACAUACGGAGUAAAAUGAGUGAACAUAUACUUUAAAAGGCGUCUAUAUACAUCCGAAUGUAGUCUCUAUAGUGGAAUCUCUAAAAAGACUUAUAUUUAGAAACGGAGGAAGUAUAUCGCAUGAAGUAUGCGGGACGCAGUUGUGGCACAUUAGUUUCACCAUAAAAGCAUAUACAACUCAAUGUACAUAUAUACAUGGAGAGUGAAUUUUUUGCUCUUGGUCUAAUAAAAAAAAAACCUUUUAUGUUUUAGAAAAACUGCAAAUAAAUACAGGUACUUAUCGUGAAACUACUAAAUACACAGGUACUAUACACAAAAAUGUCGACUAGAUGUGUGUGAAAUAUCAUCACGAAAUAAUUUUUGAUGUGAGCUGUACAAAAAGAAGUCAUGUCGUUUUAUAGUGAAUAGUACAUAUGCUUGAAAUAUGUGAUUUCGUCAUUUUUGCGUAGCUUUCACCAAGAAACUUUGUAGUCAAGUAGUAGACCAUCCAUAUGUAUGUGUGUAGUUUUUUUUACCUAAAAAUUAGUUUUUUCAAAAUUUCAAAUUAAGGCCUCCAUGGAGCUUGAGCUCUAUUAGGAAUUGCCUAUGCAUGUUGUUAUUUUAAUUUUAGUCUUUUUCCCUAGCAAUUCGACUUGUCUCAUUCUUUUUCAUCACCAAUUACAAAUAAAUGAUAGAAGAGAGAAUGUCACAUGAAAUCACUAGAAAAGGUUAUUUUGUGCAUAGCUAAUUAAUUAGAUGGGCAUGUGAAUCCAGAUUAUAUGGGUGUUCAAUUGCUACAUCACUUCUAUCAUUGUAUUCUUACUAUCCUACCGUGAUGACUGGAGAUGGCAGGUUUGUGGGGGAGAUGUCCCAUGACAACACAAUCCAGUGCAUAAUUGAUUUAGCAGCCGGAAAAAGAGUCAAGAUGCAGCGAUGCAGUGUCAAGUGAGCAAUGGCAUGGCAUGAGCAAUUGCGGGGCCAGAUGCGAGCGCCACUGCUGUUCCACAAUGAACAAGUUAUUCUGCUGUUUAUGAUCAAGGCAUUGUUUGAUAAGGAAAGCCAUUUGCUUCUGAACUAAUCCACGUGGCAAUUUCCAUGGUUCAUCUAAUAUAAUUUUGAAAGCAAUCUGAUACGACCUCAAGUGUGCGUUUGCAUUCGUGUUUUUUUGUGUGUGAAUCGACUUCAAGUGUGUAGCUUUGGCAUGACCCAGAGGUCGCGUUGGGGAGCAGUACUGAGGAUCCAUCGUUACAGGUUGAGGCAACGUCAAUUUCAGAAGUCGAUUGGGAUAACUUGCAAAUAGUGGAGACACAUGAUGAAGAAGGUAGAAUUGAACUACUGAGUGAGGAUCAGUUAUGUGAAAUUUUGGGCUUGCAGGAUGAAGAAGAGAAAAAAGGUAAGAGUGAACCAAAGGGUCGUAGAAUGGUUGAGCAGGGCAGUGACAAUGAUGGUGCUGCCAUUCCUGUUAGUGAUGUCAUACCAAAUGAGGUAGUGAUUACAUAUGAUAAGGACCACCCAAAAAUGGACCUUGGCACAAUGUACCCAUCAAUGAAGGAAUUUAGGUUAGCAGUGAGGCAAUUUGCCAUCAAUGAGGAGUUUGAUAUAGGCACGGAGAAGUCGGAUAAAAAGAGAUUUAGAGGGUUCUGCAAGUCAAGUGAGGAUUGUCCUUGGAGGAUUGUUGGCAGCCUACAGGAUGAUAAAUGUACUGUAAAGGUCACAGUUUUAGUUGAUCAACAUGAUUGUGUUUCAAGCAGCAGAGUGAAGACCAUAACGCCAUCGCAAGACUGGGUAGCUAACAAGGCUGUGAGUAUCCUUAGGAGUUCACCUAAUAUGGGUGCUAAAGAAUUACAGAAAAAGUUGCAAGAACAAUACAAAGUCACAAUUCUAUAUGACACGGUCUGGAGGGGGAAAGAAAAAGCUCUUGCAGAGGUUUAUGGUAAAUGGGAAGAGAGUUUUGAGAUGUUAUAUAAAUGGAAGGCUGAGGUACUGAAGAGGUCACCUGGAAGUGUUGUGGAGAUUGAAGUACUGGAAAUAGAUGGUAAUGUGUAUUUUCAUCGGUUUUUUUGUGCACUUAAACCAUGCAUUGAUGGCUUUUUGGAAGGAUGUAGGCCACAUCUGAGUAUAGAUUCUACUGCAUUGAAUGGAAGGUGGAAUGGCCAUUUAGCCUCAGCUACGGCAGUUGAUGGUCACAAUUGGAUGUAUCCACUUGCUUUUGGGUUCAUUGCAUCUGAGACAGAAGACAAUUGGACAUGGUUUAUGAAUCAACUUAAGAUGGCAAUAGGAGAUCCUCCACUGCUUGCAGUGUGCACAGAUGCUUGCAAAGGCUUGGAGAAUGCGGUGAAGAAUGUGUUUCCCAAUGCUGAACAAAGGGAAUGUUUUUACCAUCUUACGAAGAAUUUUUCAAAAAGGUUCCAUGGCUUUGGAAGGAUGUACCCUGCAGCAAGGGCUUAUAGGGAAGAUGUGUUCACUGAACAUAUGGCAGCAAUCAUUAAACAAUCAGAUGAGGUAUGGAAAUGGUUGAGUCAGUACCACACUCUGAAGUGGAUGAGGUGUGUCUUCAAUCCAGAUAUCAAGUGUGACUAUAUCACUAAUAAUGUAGCAGAGGUUUUUAACAACUGGAUCCGAGACAUUAAGGAUUUACCUGUUGCUGAACUAGCUGAUAAGAUUAGAGAGAUGAUCAUGCUUUUGUGGAGGAAGAGGAGAAGGAUUGGAGAAAGGCUACCACCUGGACGGAUACUACCGGCAAUUAUGGUUCAGUUGAGAGCAAAUACUAGAGGUUUGGGGCACUUAAAAGUAGUGGAAUCUGCUAAUUGGAGUGCAGAGGUGUGGGAUAAUAGCAAGAACUGUGAAAGGCAUGUCAUGAAGCUAAAUCAGCAGACGUGUACUUGUCUUGAAUGGCAGCACACUGGUAAGCCAUGUCAACAUGUCUUGGCCUUUGUGACAUCCCAAGAGAGAGUAAACCUUGAACAAUUUGUGCAUGAGUACUACUCGGUGGACAGAUUCAAGGCUGCUUAUGGGAGAGAGAUUGAGCCAAUGACAGAUAAAUCACAAUGGCCACGUGUGGAGCUACCAUUUGUUGUGGGGGCACCACUUGCGAAAAGAAAUAAAGGAAGACAAAGGAAAUUGAGGAUCAAAGGAUGUCUUGAAGGUGGCCACAAGAAAAAAGGUGCCAAUGAUGCUCCCAAGGAUGAUAGCACUGCUCCCACCAAUUCUAAGGGAAAGAAAAUGAUUAGAGGGCCAGUGACUUGCAAGAAAUGUGGCGAAAAGGGUCAUAGGCAAGCUAGUUACAAGUGUCCACUCAAUGGAACCAAAAAAAGGAAGAGGAAGCCUAGAAAGAACAGUACAAAAGCUAGGCCAGCUGAACCUAGCACCCCACAAAGACCUACUAGAGAACAAAUAUUGCAGGACAGUCCAAGCAUGGUCACUAGAAGCCGCCUUGCUAUCUUGUUGGGAGAGGGUAGUUCUUCACGAACCACUAGAACUACCCCAGAGAGGAUGCCAACAGCAGCUCCACCAAAGAAGAUGACCCCAAGGAGGAUGCCAACAGCAGCUCCACCGAAGAAGAUUACUCCAAAGAGGAAGCUACCAGUUGGAUGAAUGAUCUAUUUGAGAUGGCAUUAUGUAAUAUGUGAACAAGUACUUUCAAUAUGCUUGUUAUGAAGAAGUGAACUCACUAGUAGUUCUACUCAGUGUGUUGCUUAUGUGAGAUAUGAACUCACAAUUUCAGUGAGCUUGGAACUCAAAAUUUAAGUGAGUCGUGAGAUGCAACAAACUAUGCCCAGUUUAUGUCUCAUUAUUAUUCUUCUCAUGUCGA